Hevea brasiliensis (rubber tree) is the source of this 700-nucleotide messenger RNA. Its product is annotated as stigma-specific STIG1-like protein 1. The transcript has a single exon. Lineage: Eukaryota; Viridiplantae; Streptophyta; Magnoliopsida; Malpighiales; Euphorbiaceae. The record is from RefSeq and is a predicted model, not a curated record. The coding region runs from base 75 to 566 and encodes 163 amino acids.
UCCAACAUCUCUCUCUCUCUCUCUCUCUCUCUCUCUCUCUCUUAUACAAACACAGAGAUUCUAAACUCAUACCCAUGGAACUAACGAAGAUAAUCUUCUUCAUAGCCAUAACAAUGGCUAUAUCCAUCACUCUCACCGUGAGAAGCAUUGGGGAAGUCGAAGAGAAACUACCGUCUCCUCGUAGCAUCGAUGACGCUUCAUCUUCAACCACAUUGUCAAAAGGGCUUACAAUGGAAGAAGAAAAGCUAAUAAUGCCUUCUAAAAGACUAAGCCGCUUCCUCGCUGAAGAUAAGAGAAACCCUAGAGCAGCUGACCACUGCCACAAAGACAACGAAAUAUGCAAAUUUUUGGGAGGAAAAAACCAGACCUGCUGCAACAACAAGUGCGUGGACUUGUCCGAAGAUAAAAAUAACUGCGGUGCCUGCAAGAACAAGUGCCAUUUCUCACUAACCUGUUGCAGAGGGCAGUGUGUAAACCUAGCUUACGAUAAGAGACAUUGCGGGAGCUGCAACAACCGGUGCAAGAAAGGAAAAUAUUGCGUUUAUGGCAUGUGUCAGUACGCUUAAUGAUUAAGUCCUUUUAGAUGACCAUGUAUUGAUCAGAGGUUCGUCAUUUAUUAAUCUUAAUUAAUUACAAUAAGAAAACCACAUUUGAUUGGUUUCUCAAAUGAUCUUAAUUACUUAAUUAUACAAUUAAUUAU